AUGGACAGCGUCGGUGGGGAAGAAGUGGCGAAUGUCGAGGCCACCGUUCCCCACAGAGGUGGUUUAUCCGCGGGGCUGGAGAGCAGGCGCCCCCUAGCGAUCCAAGCUGAUAGUCCAUGCUGGGCUCCGGCGCCGCAGUCCCUGAUGGUGACGGCGGCAGCAGCGCCCCCUAGCGGCCGGGGCGGGAGCAGGCGCCCCCUAGCGGUCCAGGCCGAUAGUCCCGUGCUUGACUCCGGCUCCGCACCGUCCCCCCGCGGCCGGGGCGGGAGCAGGCGCCCCCUAGCGGUCCAGGCCGAUAGUCCCGUUCUUGACUCCGGCUCCACAGCGCCCCCCAGCGGCCGGGGAGGAAACAGGCGCCCCCUAGCGGUCCAGGCCGAUAGUCCCGCGCUUGACUCCGGCCGCCUUGGCGCCCCCCAGCGGUUGGGGCGGGAGCAGGCGCCCCCCCUAGCGAUCCAGGCCGAUAGUCCCGUGCUUGUCUCCAUUUACUUUAGCGCCCCUCAGCGGCAGGGACUGGAACAGGCGCCCCCUAGCGAUCCAGGCCAAUACGGGCUCCCCCUAGCGAUCCAGGCUGAUCGUCCAGUGAUCGGCCGCGGCGCCCCCCAGCGGCCGGGGCAGGAGCGGACGCCCCCUAGCGAUCCAGACCGAAACGGCCGGGGCAAGAGCGGGUGCCCCCUACCGAUCCAGGCCGACAGUCCCGCGCUUGGCUCCAGCUGCUUUAGCGCCCCCCAGCGGCCGGGGCAGGACGGGCGCCCCCUAGCGAUCCAGGCCGAUAGUCCCGCUCUUGGCUCCCUUUACCUUAGCGCCCCCCGGCGGCCGGGGCCGGAAGCGGGCGCCCCCGGCCGGGGCCGGAAGCGGGCGCCCCCUAGCGGAUCCAGGCCAAUAGUCCCGUGCUUGGCCCCGGCGCCGCGGCGCCCCCCAGCGGCCGGGGCCGGGAGCGGGCGCCCCCUAGCGAUCCAGGCCGAUUGUCCCGCGCUUGGCUCCUGCCGCUUUAGCGCCCCCCAGCGGCCGGGGCCGGAAGCGGGCGCCCCCCAGCGAUCCAGGCCGAUAGUCCCGCGCUUGGCUCCGGCUGCGUUAGCGCCCCCCAGCGGCCGGGGCGGGAGCGGGCGCCCCCUAGCGCUCCAGCGGCCGGGGCCGGGAGCAGGCGCCCCCUAG
Molecule: messenger RNA, 1152 nt
Organism: Tachyglossus aculeatus (Australian echidna)
Lineage: Eukaryota; Metazoa; Chordata; Mammalia; Monotremata; Tachyglossidae
Product: translation initiation factor IF-2-like
Exons: 7
Coding region: 1-1152 (383 amino acids)
Source: RefSeq, a predicted model, not a curated record